Messenger RNA from Metarhizium album ARSEF 1941, 1260 nucleotides. RefSeq names its product Small-subunit processome, Utp12. Bases 1 to 1260 code for a protein of 419 amino acids. Gene Ontology annotation, biological process: maturation of SSU-rRNA from tricistronic rRNA transcript (SSU-rRNA, 5.8S rRNA, LSU-rRNA). Lineage: Eukaryota; Fungi; Ascomycota; Sordariomycetes; Hypocreales; Clavicipitaceae. The transcript has a single exon. The record is from RefSeq and is a predicted model, not a curated record. Gene Ontology annotation, cellular component: nucleolus.
AUGCCCAUAUCCAUGAAGCGGAAAGUGCCGGCCAAGCUGGCCGUGCCGGUUGUCAAGCCAAGCGCAAGGCUGCCCACAAAGACCACCAUUGACGAGUCUCGAACAUCCGUGGCCGCUGCUGAUGUCUUGCAAAGCUCGCAGACGGAGGCCAUUGAGAUUUCCUCCGAUACCGACAGCGACGAGGAAAUUUCCGACUCGGAGGACAAUGCAGAAGAAGAACAGACUAACGGCGACAAGACCGCCGCGAAAGCAGCCGCCGCCACCGCGGCCAACGCCAACGGCACCAACACAAAGACAGACGACCACGCAGAGACGGAAGGCUCUGACGGAGAGGAGACGUCGCCGUCAUUCGGAGAACUAUUACGAGGCAACGACACCAUCGACGUCCCGGCCCCGCCGCAGCAAUCCGCGUCGGGCGGCGUGACAGCACAACCCACGCGGACAGCCACCGCGCCGCCCUCUCACCAGUCGCUCACGACGGUCUUGACGCAAGCGCUCCACACAGACGACACCGACCUCCUCGAAUCCUGCCUGCACACAACCGACAUCACCACGGUUCGAAACACCAUCGAGAGGAUAGACAGCUCCCUGGCCGGCAUCCUGCUCAACAAGCUCGCCGCCCGUCUGUAUCGCCGCCCCGGCCGUGCUGGCAACCUCAUGACCUGGGUCCAGUGGACGCUCAUCUCGCACGGCGGCGCGCUCGCGGCGCAGCCCCAGAUCGUCCACAGCCUCAACGGCCUGCAAAAGGUGUUGGCAGAACGCGCCAAGGGCCUCAACAGUCUCCUCGCCCUCAAAGGCAAGCUCGACAUGCUCGACCUGCAAAUGGAUCUCCGACGCAAGAUGCAGCGGAACGCAGGCCAGGUGCGCCAGGGCGAGGACGCUUCCGAGGAAGAGGACGACGUCAUCUGGGUAGAGGGCGAAGUCGACCCCGUCAGCAGGAAAGACCUCGCCAACGGCGCCAGGUCAAGAAGGAGACGCGAGGACGACGGUGACGACGACGACGACGACGACGACGACGAUGAUCAAGAUGGCCAGCACCUGCCCAUGACCAACGGAGUGGGCGACUCCGAAGACGAAGAGGAGGACUCGGACGUUGCAGACGACGACGACAGCCAAGUCGCCGAGGAGUCAUUGGACGAGGACGAAGUCGACCACGAAGACGUGGACGAGUCACCGGCCGAAGAGGAGGAAAGCGACGUCGAAGCCGCGCCUCCCUCGAAAAUGCAAAAAGUAGCCAAGUCAUUUCCAAGGAGAAAAUAG